UGUGUGUGCGUGCGCGCGCGCGUGUGAUGGGAGAAGCGAGAAGAAUCUCAGACAGGCGAGCGGUGGGGCAUCGGGGAGCCCCGUAGCUCAGCGGUUGGAGCCCGAGAGGACCCGGGUUCGAUGCCCUUCCCGGUCGGGGUCUGGGUCGGGGCGAAACCUCAGUGAUGGCAGGCCCCCGGCCUGUGGUGCUGAGCGGACCGUCCGGUGCCGGCAAGAGCACGCUGCUGAAACGGCUUCUCCAGGAAUUCGAAGGGAUGUUUGGAUUCAGUGUCUCACAUACAACUCGGAAUCCAAGGCCAGGAGAAGAGGACGGCAAAGAUUACCACUUUGUAUCGCGGGAGGAGAUGCUUCGUGGGAUUCAGGCUGGGGAAUUCAUAGAAAGCGCUGAAUUCUCCGGAAAUAUAUAUGGAACCAGUAAGGCUGCAGUGCAGGCAGUGCAAGCCAAGAACCAAAUCUGCAUUCUUGACGUGGACAUGCAGGGGGUGAAGAACAUCAAGAAAACUGAGCUGAACCCCAUCUAUAUUUCAAUACAGCCUCCCUCGUUUGAAGUUCUGGAGAAGCGGCUAAAAGACCGAAAUACUGAAACCCUGGAGAGUUUAGCAAAGAGGUUGUCGGAAGCAAAAUUGGCCAUUGAAUUCAGUAAGGAGCCUGGUAUGUUUAAUGAAGUAAUAGUUAACAACGUUUUGGCAGAUGCUUAUUCGAAGCUGAAAUCAGUUCUGACUGAGGAAAUUGAAAAGGCAAAGAAAUCACAGAACUGAAUGAAGUGUUUGAAGAUAUUUCCAUGCACCAUGUCAUACAGAAAAUCCCAGCCCUCUGUUGUGGAAUUCCUAUUCCCAGCCGUUAGGAUCAAAUGAAGGAGGAAAAUCUCUUAUCAAGAGUCUAUGUAUUUAUUCAAUAUCCUGACAUCCCUUUCUUUUUAUAUGUCUGAUUAUUUCUUAGUUUAUUUGGAGGUGUACAUUGCCGUCCGUGCUAGCAUUCCAUUUCCUUCUCAUCAUUGUCCUUAAGAAUGUAUUUUAAAGUAGGAAUUGUUCGAAGACGAAUGUAGAGGCUUUGUCUGUCUGCUGCUCAGUGUAACCUUCGUAAGGAUUUGCCUGUUUUCUUUACCAGUUUGCAGGAUAGUACCUUUGAGGUGCAAUUUUAUAACUUGUAUUAUUUUUUUUAAAAAAGAGUGUACAUAUUAAAACGAGCCGCUACGAUUAUAUGUAACACCAAACACUCCAGACACACUUGUUUGUGUGUCAUUUUACCCGACGGUGACCAGUAAACCUAGAGUAGGAGCAGAUUAAUGUCAUGGCACAAUUUUCUUUUCUAAUUAUUUAAAUUGCUUUGUGUGCUUAAAGGGUUACCUGAUCCCUUUAAGUGCUCUGGUUAAGUUUUUUUUUCUUCUGAGUGUCGCCUUUUGGCAUCUCGUCUCCAUCAUCAAAAUGGUGCGAUGAAUCCGAACGUAGAAUCAAUGAAAUGUCGACGCAGAGAGAGGCCAUUCGGCCCUGUCCUGCCUGUGCACUUCCAACUCCAUUCCUGGAACUCUGUACGUUAACCUUGUCUCUCCUUCUCCCCUCCCCCACCCCCUUUAUGUAUUUAGGGCUUCUGAUGAUUUUUUAAAAUCUAAUCAACCUCCCAAUAAAACACCACAGAUUAACAAAAGAAAACUGUGUCGAUUCCAAUAAACACCGGAAAUACCUGUUCUGAUGUCA
Molecule: messenger RNA, 1694 nt
Organism: Callorhinchus milii (elephant shark)
Lineage: Eukaryota; Metazoa; Chordata; Chondrichthyes; Chimaeriformes; Callorhinchidae
Product: guanylate kinase
Exons: 8
Coding region: 165-758 (197 amino acids)
Biological process (GO): purine nucleotide metabolic process
Cellular component (GO): cytosol
Molecular function (GO): GMP kinase activity
Source: RefSeq, a predicted model, not a curated record